ACAUUUAUCGUUAAGUGUACGGCCGUCAAGGGUGGGUGGGGGGCUGUCAUGGUAAGUGUCAGUCCGCCAGAGGGGCCGUUAUGCUCCGGGGAGGCGAGGAGCGGCAGCUUGAAGCGGGCGGGCGGUGCGCGCGUCUGGGCGGCGCAGGGCAGUGUGGGUAGCCGGGCUGCCAUCUUCGCAGUGCUGGCCGGGCCGAGCAGUGAGAGCAGUGAGCCGCGCGUGGCCGUCGCGAUGAUCACCUGAUGAGGCUCGCCCACGCCUUGGUACGCAGCGCCAUAAAUACACAGUGAAACACGCACCGCGGUGGAGUGCACAGGUGUGAAACAUGCGAAUGUCAGUGAUGUGUUUACCUGUCCGCGGCGACGAGUAGUGAGUGGAGGUGGCGAGGAAUUGAAACCCGAAAAGAAUGUGUGAAAAGACUGUGGAAUAAAAGACACGUGAUGGUGCCGAUGGGGCAGGUUCAGCAUGUCCCAGGCACCAGCAGAGAAUGGUGGAAGUAAGCUGCAGCCACCACACAAUGUGGUGGUGUAUGUGGCAGGGGAGGGGGGUGGGCCGGUGGGGCCGGGGGGGGCGCAAGGACAACACCGCCCCAUGAUCACCCCUCACCCGGUCAAGCCCACCAACCCCCACAUGGUCAAUGGAUUCAGGGUCACCAACCCAUUGCACCAGCAACACCAACAUCACCAGCAGCAACAGCAACACCUGAAUUACAACAUGCAGAUGAACGGCAGCCUUCAUCAGCAACAGCAGUUCAUCAUGAACAAGAUGAAUGGGGUUGAUGGCAACGGUAACUGCUUCCCAACCAGUCAUGCACCGCAACAGCUGCAGUACCUGCCGGGCGGCAACUUUGUCACCACGGUCACUGUGCAUGCCUCUGAGCAGACACAGCAGGUACAGCAGCAGCAGCAACAACAACAACAGCAACAACAACAACAACAACAACAACAGCAUGCCAUAGCAGGAAGUCAGCAGCAGCAGAAACAGCCACAGCAGCAACAGCAGCCCCAAGCACAGCACCCCCAACAACAGUUACAGAACCAAGUGAGUGUGAUGGGUGCUAUGAAUGGCUACGUCCAGAACGGUGUCAUGAUGCAGGUCAAUAAUGCCGCCACCACCAACACUCCCAUGGUGAGCAACUGCCAGGUGAUGAACAGCCAAAUGAUGACAAGCAACACCUGCAACAAUAGCACAAUGCUGAACACUAACACAAACAACAACAGCAGCAGCAUUGUGGUGGCUCGGCCAAGAACUAGUUCCCGGUGUGACUCAGUGAGGUCAGAAACUGCUGAAUCUAGUUGUAGUAGUCUAAGUUCUGAUAGUCAAGUAGAACACAGUCAACAACACAUGCAACAACAACAACAACAACAACAGCAGCAGCAGCAAUCACAACAGCAGCAACAACAACAGCAACCAUCAGCUAAUCAGUUUAAUAAUAACAGUCAGCAGUAUCAAGUCAGCCUAAUGAAUAAUUCACAGUAUGUCAAUAACCAUAUGCAGACCAUGAAUCCCAAUGGUUAUAACUGUUAUCCCAACUACAUGGCCUGUCAGUCAUCUGGUGGCAAUAACACGUGCGGAAUGAAUCAAAGCGGAGUGUUAAACAAUCAAAACAUUGUGCAGGCCUUCCAUCAAGUGAACACAGUGCAGCACGUGCAGAUGCAGGGCGGGCAGCUGCAGAUCAUGCAGCAGCAGUACCAGUACGUGCAGGGCCAGAACACGAACGUGAUGCAGCAGGGGCAGGGAGUGAACGUGAACAGUGCACAAAGAUCGAGUUCGAUGCCGGCUGGGGGCAUGUUCCAGGGACAAGGGACCAAUGCAAUGCAUGGACAAAUCAUGCAAGGACAAAAUACUUGUGUGAACAAUGCCAACACAAUGCAAGGUCAGGGAAUGAAUAUGGUGACAGGUCAGCCCGGAGUGAACACUAUGCAAAGUCAUAACAUGAAUGUGAUGCAAGGACAGGGAAUGAACAGUGCCCAGCAGCAGUGUGGAAAUGUUAACGUGAUGGGCGGUGGGGGCGGGCAGUACCAGCCCGGCUAUGGGCACAGCCUGGUGGGACAGGGUAACAUGGUGAUGGGGGGGCAGAACACUGGCCACUGUGGCAGCAUGGUAGGGAUGCAGAGCCAUCACCCACAGCAACAACAACAACAACAACAACCACCACCACAGCACAUGGUGGCUGGAAACAUGAUGCCAGACCAGCAGCAGCAGCAACAGACCCUCAUGAUGGGCGGUGCCAUGCAGGGCAACAUGACCAUGGUCCCUGUGGGCACCAAGAUGGCACCCACUAACAUGAGCCACGUCAGCAUGAUGGGUGUCCCCGGGGGCACUGUGGGUGUGGUCAACCCCAUGUGUGCCACCAUGCCCGCGGGGACCCCAGCGGUGCCUGUGACGGACGGCAAGAACUUCAUCCCUCUGGUCGUUCCCUUCGGCUGGAGGAGGGUGGUCAACGCGGGCCAAGGGGUCGUCUACAUCAGGUGAGCGAACGAAUUGGUGUGUGUGCGUACGUGUGUGUGGACGUACGCCUCGCCGCCACGCUCAGGUAACUCCCCUCCGUGUGUGUGUGUGUGUGUGUGUGUGUGUUUUGGUUCAGAGACAGACAGAUAGAUAGAUAGACAAAAAAUACAGACAGCAAUAUGUACGUGUGUGUGUGUGUGUGUGUGUGUGUGUGUGUGUUUCCAAGGACGUGUUUUGAAAUCCGGAUGUCAAAGCAGGAAAAAGUGGAGGAUAUUUAUUGGGUGUGAACUGUUGCAAGUGUGAAUGCCUCCCCUCCCUUCCCU
Eriocheir sinensis (Chinese mitten crab) is the source of this 2774-nucleotide messenger RNA. RefSeq names its product GATA zinc finger domain-containing protein 10-like. NCBI's taxonomy places the organism in Eukaryota, Metazoa, Arthropoda, Malacostraca, Decapoda, Varunidae. The transcript has 3 exons. The record is from RefSeq and is a predicted model, not a curated record. Bases 466 to 2475 code for a protein of 669 amino acids.